This is a messenger RNA of Osmerus eperlanus (European smelt), 714 nucleotides long. Its product is annotated as THAP domain-containing protein 6-like. NCBI's taxonomy places the organism in Eukaryota, Metazoa, Chordata, Actinopteri, Osmeriformes, Osmeridae. Bases 17 to 643 code for a protein of 208 amino acids. The transcript is spliced from 3 exons. Gene Ontology annotation, molecular function: sequence-specific DNA binding. The record is from RefSeq and is a predicted model, not a curated record.
CCGGCGCAGUUCAACAAUGGCUGAAACGAAGGCUAGAUGUCACUGCUCUGUUCCACUUUGUAAAUCGAACAAACAACGCCAACCCUACUUAAGUUUCCAUGGAUUCCCGACUGAAUUGAGUCUAAGGAAGAAGUGGAUUAAAGCGGUUCGCCGGGAUGAGGGGCCAAACUUUAAAAUAAAACAAGGUAGCACGUUUGUUUGUAGCCGGCACUUUAGUGAAUCAGACUACACUAACGCUACAGGUAGUGCUAGCAGGCUAGCGUUAGCUGACGUGGCUAACUUUACCAACCGAGGUCGCAUCAAGCGUCUGCAAAUCGGUUCUGUGCCCUCCCGUUUCCAGUGGAACAACUGGGGACUGCCAAGAAGGGAGUCUGCUUAUAAAAGAGCAUCAACUCGCUUAGGCCAUGACGUUUGUCCAGCCCUUCCUCUGGAGCAGCCCCUACCAUGUGAGGAAGAGGCGAUGGAGGAGGUCGCAGCUUCGGUGGUGAUGACAGAACAUGAUUACGGUUCUGCUCUUAAACCAGGUGCACUGGAUGCUGCUGCUGCACACAUACAGCAACUGGAAGACAAAAUCAAGGAGCUGACAACAGAGCUGUCACAGCUGAAAAGUUGCUGCAGGCCUGCAAGAGAAGGUGCUGGCUGACAUGUUUCAGGUCAGUGUGUCCACUGUCUCCCGUGUUGUUAUAACGUGGGCCAACUACCUUUACCUGCUCC